Anopheles bellator is the source of this 1027-nucleotide messenger RNA. RefSeq lists its product as uncharacterized. The record is from RefSeq and is a predicted model, not a curated record. The transcript is spliced from 3 exons. Lineage: Eukaryota; Metazoa; Arthropoda; Insecta; Diptera; Culicidae. Bases 170 to 550 code for a protein of 126 amino acids.
UAGCAACCCCUCCACACGAGCGAUCUACUCGGAGCGAUCUGUUGAGUCGAUCGACGUUUGCGUUUGAAUUAGUGUUGCUCGCUCGGUUCGGCUCAGUUGCUACUGUCGGGACAUUACCCUUGAGCGGCAGUGUGUUGCAGUAGUGCAUUCGUGAGAGUCGCAAUUCAGCAUGAUGUACGCGUGGCACAGUAAAAUUGCCCGGCCCGCAACGUUUGCUCUGGUGGCGUUCCUCAUCGGCUGUGCCCUCGCGCUACCGGCCCUGGAACGGGCCGAGGAUGGCGAGCUUUCCCUGUCUCCGAAUGGAACCGUCCACGAGGAGGUUGUGGUCGCUGCGUCGCUCUACGUCCGGAAGAAGCCUGCUCGGCAGCAGCGACAGCAACCGAUCGUUCCCGUCCAUUCGAUGGGCAAAAGAGAAAUACGCCUGCAACAGUCCGUAAGCGGCGCGGAAGGCAAGUCGCAUGGGGACAAGAUAAUCGGUAACUCGAAGCGACUCAACGAGAAGGGCAUCCCUCAGACCAAACCCACUCCUCGCCACGGCAAUCACUUAUAGAUCGUCGGAUCAGCAGCGCCAAUCGAUCGCAGACGGAACGGCGCGAAUCUAUGUAGUGAACUUGUUAAGCGAUUACGAAAUCUACGCAAUGAGGCUACAGAGGUCUACUUAAUUUGCAAAGCGAACUGAAUGUGCGUGUUUGUGUGGUCCAGAGUGGGAAAAUGGCGGCCUUAUUGUUAGGAAACAACCAUCCGAGAUCAUGGUGCAAGAAUUUCUACAACCUCCACCGCCGAUUGUUCCGUGCCGCCUGACGAUGAUUAACGCCAGUCAGUGUGCUUAGGGUAGAGUUGUUUUCGCAACCAAUAGUGUUCCUCGAUGUAUGAGUGUCUAACUGAGGCUGAUAACAGAAUUCAACCGUUCGUUGCUUGAUACGGUUAUCAGUGUAUGAGGCGUUUCGAAUAAUAUUUACGCGUUUUUUUCCUACAUUCAAACAAAAGUUGUAUAUCAAUACGAAUAAAAACUGUUUCUUAAAUUAAA